Phascolarctos cinereus (koala) is the source of this 9354-nucleotide messenger RNA. RefSeq names its product lysosomal alpha-glucosidase-like. Gene Ontology annotation, molecular function: carbohydrate binding; alpha-1,4-glucosidase activity. The record is from RefSeq and is a predicted model, not a curated record. Lineage: Eukaryota; Metazoa; Chordata; Mammalia; Diprotodontia; Phascolarctidae. Gene Ontology annotation, biological process: carbohydrate metabolic process.
GGGGCCCACCCAUGACACAAAAAUGGUUAAGAAAUUCCUGGUCUAAAGGAAAAACAAAUGUAUCCUCAGCAACCUUCUCUGUUCCCCUUAUUAAAUUUUACUUUUAGAAAAUAAGGCAGAUAAGACACCGACUCCUUGGACAGCGCAGGCCACCAAUCACCAAACUGGAGCACAGGCUCUUUCAGGAAGGUUUUUAAUGCUGCAGCAGAAUAGACUUAUUAGCUUUUCUAGCAGAAUGUUAUUCACCCAGGUCAACAACGUGGCUUUGAAGGAGAGAUCCUGGUUAAUGUCUUAGACUAUCUUACUUCUGGACAGGCCAGAUUACUAAAUUGAGAAAUUUGAGAAAAAGUUGGGUAUCACUUUUUAUCUAUGAUCAUCUUGUAUCAGACUAGAAUGGCAAGCAGAAAAGAUGGGUUGCUUAACUUGUAAAAGUCAGAUGGUUUGCCAAUUUCAGAUUGUUUUCUUCUACUUUAUUUCAGUUUCUAAACAUAACAUUUUUCAAAUUCUGUACGAAACUAUUUUUAAAAUAUGACAGUAAGACUCAUACUAGGAAAUAGAUCAGAAUGGUACCAUUUUUUAAAAGUAUUAAAUGUGUAAGUGCCUAUUUUUCUUGGUCAUGAUGGCCUUUUCCUCCUCUACUCUCCAAAAGCAAAUCAUGAUUCCUCAUACUUGCCUCCCCACAGCUUCUCACUGAAGGAUUUAAAGUGUACUCUUUCCAAUUACAGGGCCUUGAAGAAGUCCUGUAUUGUUAUUCUUGUCACUCCCUGGGUUGGGAGUCCUUACCCUUAAGUCCUACUCUUAUUCCUCACCCCAGUUCCCAAAUAUUUUGAAAAAGGAGGUCACACUAAGUAGGUCCUAGUAGGUAGGAAGACUUCAAUUUGGGGAUCUGACAAGAAGUCUUGAGUCAGCUAAGGAUCAGCUUCUAUAAGGGCAAAGAGGAUCAUUACCAGGAGGCAGACCACCAAGGGGUGAAAUUUUUCUGGCCACAGCAAUUCACAAAGACUAUGUGCAGUAAAGAGAGCUGUGGUCUCUCGUCAGUACAGAAGAGUACCACCAAAAUGGCAAAUCAUUGAAGUAUAACAAUGGUAUACUCUAUGUUAUUUGGUCUUAGGGUACACACAUCUAAAGGUACACAGUUGUUUUUUUUUUAAAAAUCAAGCAAAAUUGCCCAAAAUUUCUUAAAAUAAUACCAACAGCAGAACAUGUAAUCUAUUUACAGAGGAAAGGCAACCAAACAGAUGUAUUUUGUAUAUGUCAUAGAGAUUCAUACAUUUGCUGUUUGUAGAAUUAGUGAAGGUAAUGUAGGAGAAAAAAUAUCCUUAAAAUGGUACUUGGAAACCACUGGCAUUUAGGAAGUACCAUACCAAUGAUCACAUAUGUCAGGAAAGUACAUAACAAGAGCAUUAAUCAGGGCUCAAACCACAAGGGUUUUAGAGACUAGAGUCAAUAUUUUCAAGAGUUUAAACCAAGCAUUGCAGGGUAUUGUAACUUGCCAACAUGCUUUAAACAAGUGUUUUCCUUUUUACCAUUGGCUUAAAAUAAGGGAGUACAGCAUUAGCAACUGUUCACAGAUACUGAAGCUCUCACUGGCAGUAUCAACCUCCUAUUAUUAUGUCUGACUUAAAAUCUACUGGCAAAAUUUUAACAUGAGUAGGCAUAUUGAUGUGUGGAAACAUUUUGGGAUGUUAGUGAUAUUGUGAGAGAAUUUUAGUGAACUAAUCACCAUGUUGGGGGCUUGGAAUUAAGAAUUCUAAUUCUUGCUGCAUUUAGCAAGUCAUUUUCUCUCUUCUCUGUAGCUAAUAACUAAGAAUGUUUAUUUCCCCUCUAGUUCUGCGGAAGCAUCCUUUGUGAAGGUUUACUUAUUUACCAUAGUAUAGUAACUGAAGUCUACAGUUUCUGGACAAGGAAAAUCUUCCAAUAUUGGUCAUGAAGGAGUCUAGGUUUUUAACCUCAAACCAGGAACUGUACCUAAAUGUCACUGUACAUUCAAUAAGUAUUAACAGGGCAAUUAAUUUGCUUUAGAAGAAAAAGGACCUCAUAAAUAGUCUUUGAUCUCAUAAACAGGCUUUGAUGAAAUCACAAGCUGUGGUUAUUAUGUGAUAAAAAUUCAAAUAAAUGGGAGAUCCAGGGGAAGGCCACAGGUUCUUCUUGGGUCUUUUAAUACGUCUGAAGGAACAGUUGGAGGCCAGGAUAGAAAUAUAACAGAAGACGAGGCUGAAGAUGAGUGUUCACAUAUAAAAAAGGAAAACUGUAGUAGAAAUGGAAUUUCCUUUCCUUAGAGACAGCUUUUGAAAAGACAACUUACCUAGAGUAGUUUAGGUACACAAUCUUGCCAGCCUAGGGAUGACUACUACAGAUCCUCUUCUGUGACCUUUUAGUCUUAAGUUUUAGGGACAUUCAUAAUGGAAAACUCUGCAGGCUACAAGCAUCCUAACACAGCCCUACCGCUCUUUGUGAUGACUGCCCUGACAGAUAAGAUUCUGCUUUCCAAGCUCAAAGAGAAUUCAGAUUUUACCUCAUAAAGAAAAUCAAGUACCUGAUCAUACAUUAAUAGUCUCUAACACUUCAAGUUAUAUCAUGAGAUGUUGAGGCCUCUUGAGAAGAUGAAAGUUCUAUGUACUUUUAAGAAGAAUAUUACGCUGUACAUUUUUAGUUUCAAUUUCACUUUCCCCCCACACCUUGUCAUACAUCAUUUUAAACCCCUUUAUUGGAAGAAGCUGCUCUGAUCACUACAAGUAUCAGAUGUGAUGACUUCCAAUACAUGGAAGGACAAAGCCCUGAAGUGGAAGAAUCAAGUGUUGACCUAAGAGGGAUGCAUAUGCAACGUUCACAAUCAAGAAGGCCAAAGCAGCAGAUGAGGUGCAGAACAAUGACUUGCUACAAAUAACUGAGACAUGGAAUCUGUGUGGAUGUGCUAUACUCUUCUCUUGCAAAGUUUAUUUUAGCGAGCAAUACAAAGUUGAGAUUUAGACACUUUAACAGGUGUCUAACACUAUAGUGCUGGGCACACAGAAGACAUUCAACAAAAAUCAGUUGAUUGGGAAUAACUCCGGUUUGUUCCACAAACUUGGUAAGGUAUCACUAAGUUAACGUAAGCAGUAAGGUACUACUCUAACCCUCUGGAACAGGAGAAUUCUUGAACGGUGAAGAAGUCAUAAUUGUUUCUCCUCUGCCUCUGUCUCACAAGCAUGGAUGCUAGUGAUGUGCUCUACUUUUUCUAUCCCCAGCAUCAUUAUCAUUUAACACCUCGCCCCAGCUCAUUUGUAGCCAGGAGGUUAGGCUCUGGCUGCCAGCCUCCUGCAAGAAAUGCCUGUCUACUUGAAUUUGGAAUGUGUCUGGUCACCUUGCAUUUGCUCAAAGGCAGGCCUAGCUGCUACUGCUGUCAGAAGGUUGAACCUCCAUCCUACUGCCUACACUCUGUAUUUUCAUUUAACUGUUUCAUUUGACCCAGCUCUGACCUCCAGACUGUCCCAUCUCCCAGCACAAAACGGAAAUGAAAUGUAGCACAGGUAUGUGCUAACCACACACAGAGAAGAUAAACAAUCUUAGGCAGAUAAAGGGUCAGGUGAGUUAACUUUGGUGCUAAUAUUUUUCUGUUCCCAAGGCAUGCCGUAUUAGUUUCUGAUUACUACAAAGAGCUCUCCACCACAAAGCCCUCCAUGUCUAGGCCUCAGCUUCCUCACUUGCAAAAUGAGGGAGUUGGACUACCUGACCUCUAAGGUCCUUUCCAUCUCUAAAUCUUUAAUCCUAUGAACCUCCAUCUUAUGCCUUUUUAGAAGUGUCCUCUUUUCCCCAAGACAAGUGACAAUUGUUAAUUUCCUAAAACAGUAAUAAAAAGGAAACAUGACGACAUUGGAAAUUAUGGAAAGCAAAAGUAUUUAGCCAUAACUCCCAUUAACAGAGAACAGGGAGGGUGGGGAAUAGAGAGAGAAGGGUGAGUCACUGUUUACUGCUCCAAGGAGAAGCUACGCAGAAAAUUCUCCCAGCUGGCCAGCUUUCCAUUUCCUUUAUGGACCAGAACCUGAAUCCAGCAAGAUGGUUUCAGGAACCUUCAGACUCAGGAACUUUAUCAAUGUGAUUUUUAAAUAAAUAUCUGGAAAAUAAUCACAGUCAUGCCUGAGUUUGUGUACAAACGAAGCAACUACCAGAGAAAUUAUGGUUAAGGUGAGAAUUCGAGCAGAUAAAAUUUCGUGGUUUGAAAAAGGCUCGUGAUAAAGACCCAAAUAGUGUCAGAGAGAGAAAUUAGAUUCAGCCAAUUCUGACACAUAGUAAAUGUUGCCUUCCCCAAAUAAUCUCUGCUCAACUCCCAUUUUUAGCAACCACCUUGAAAGUCAAGCAAUGCUAUACUUGGAAUGAUUCCCUUAAAGCUUGUGCUGUAUUUAAGUAUGGAAGGCAAAUUUCAUUCUAGGGAGGAUUUCUGGUUUUAGUUUAUAAAACUCCCUCCAAAAUUUUAAUGAAAAGUUUUUAUUAUUUAAUCUUAGGAGGAAAGAGAAGGGGGCAUGGCAGAUGGACAAUGAAGUAUAGAUCCUGUACAUGACAGUGGCUAACUUUCCUCCUUCUGAGGCAAUGUGUUGCAGGUGGUACCCCAGCUAUUUGCAUACAUAGCAUGCAUUCACAGUGCUCCACAAAAUGCCACCUCCCCCCCAUCCAACACUUCAAGCUUGGAUUUCAAAAUUGUUUUCCAUUUUGUUUUUUAAACUGAUCCAGUCUUCUCUGUUACCAUGUUUACCUAAAAAAAAAAUCACUAGGUUUGGAACAAGCUGAACAUGGUAUGUCAUUAAGCUACAUCUGCACGUAUCAGGAUGUCCUUUAAAGAUGAUCCCAACAAAGCAGAGCCCUUUACAAAGUCAACAAACAGGACAUGAGACAAUUAGACUACACCAGACAAAGGUGGAGGGAAGGACAGUGUGUAAGGCAAAUUACAUACACUCAUAAAAAUCCACUGCUUGCAGGAGGAACUAACUUCCCAACCUACCGAAGAGUAGAUGUCCUAGUUUCUGUCUUGGCUGCUAAAAGUCAGGACGAAAAAGGAAACAAACCAACAUCACAAAAUUAAAAAUACAAGGUAUACACAAUGCAUGUCCUUCCAAAAUCAAAUUACUCACUCCUUCCCCACCCCAACCCCCCUGAGUUGGGGCAAAUAAAAAGUUUGCUUAUUUGUGUAAAGUGAGUACUGUAUGUAAUACCUGAGGAGUAGCAACAUGAUUGGUUUUGCUCUUUUAGACCUACCUCAAUCAAGAAGAAACUCUACUAAGAGGGAUAAGAGUCUUCACUUUAAAGAUCUGGUAGAUAGGGAAGAGGAAGGUCACAUUUGCUGUCCUAUGAACUUACAAUGUAGUCACUCUAGAAAUACUAACUGAAGACACCAAAGCCCGAAGCUCAAAGCACACAAAUCAAGUCACUAAGUAAAUAUUGAGUCACUUAAAUAUUUAUUAAUAAACAACAAUGGAAGCAAUAAUUCCCAACUUCAUUCCCCAUCACAAUAUGACUUUUGGUAAGAGCAGGGUUAAAUUCCCUUUCCCUCUGGCUGAUGUUGUAUAACGCUAUUGGAUAGGAGCAAUGCCAGUCAUCUGUAGGAAGUGACUGCGGUAGGAAGGCUUUUCAGCAUUACCAAGGGAAGAGAGAGUGUACAAGUUGAACCGGCUCCCUCAGUGCGGAAGCAGCAAGAGCUUCUUCCCACUCUUGCUAGAGGCAAAUUCUCUCUGCAAAAAUUUCCUCUCAGGCUUCUUCUCCAUCCUCAGAACUGACAAUGAAAUCAUACCGCAAGUUGCCUACCCAUGUGACUCAUGCCCCUGGCCCUUAUGGUGAGGAGGAAGAAGAAGAGGAAGAUGAGGGAAAUGAGCCUGGCUCUCCUCCUGCCAAGAAGACCCUGUCUCCCAGGUGGCAGUGGCUAGGGGUUGCUGUGAUAAUGGGAGCUGGCCUGUUGGGAGGCACCUUCUGGGCCAUCAGUGUGAGGAGACUUCCUGUGGAGCCCCCAGGGAAGUGUAUCUCUGUUCCUGAGUCCCAGCGAUUUGACUGCUACCCUGAACGGGACACAGUGGUGACUCCAGAACUCUGCCAGACGAGAGGUUGUUGCUUCCUGCAGAGCAGCAGCCGGGGAGGGCCACCCUGGUGCUUCUACCCCCCUGAUUUCCCUAGCUACACCUUGAAGACAUUGAACAGGACUGAGCUAGGUUUCCUGGGUGUGCUGAUGAGGACAGUGAAGACCUAUUACCCUCACGAUGUGCUAGAGUUGCAACUGCAGGUGGAUUUGGAGACAGAUACCCGGCUACACAUCAAGCUGACUGAUCCCAACAACUCCAGAUAUGAGGUGCCUCUGGAAGUUCCCUCAGCCACGAAAAAAGCAGAGAAUCCCCUCUACAGCCUUGAUUUCUCCAGGGAUCCCUUUGGGAUUUUGGUGAAACGUCGGGGGUCAGGAGUUGUACUGUUGAACACAACUGUGGCCCCAUUAAUCUUUGCUGACCAGUUCCUCCAAAUUUCCGCCCUUCUUCCAUCUGCGUUCCUUUAUGGGCUGGGGGAGCACCGCCGUGGCUUUCUUCACCACUUGGACUGGACCACCCUGAGUUUUUGGGCCCGGGAUGUCCCACCUACGGAGUCAUACAAUCUUUAUGGGGUGCACCCCUUCUACCUGAGUAUGGAGGAGGCAGGAACUGCUCAUGGUGUUUUCCUCCUGAAUAGCAAUGCCAUGGAGGUGGUUCUGCAGCCUGCCCCUGCCCUGACAUGGAGGACCGUGGGGGGGAUUCUGGAUUUUUACAUCUUCUUGGGGCCAGAUCCAAGCUCUGUGGUCCAGCAAUACCAGCAGGUCAUCGGCUUCCCUACUAUGCCACCUUUCUGGGGACUUGGUUUCCAUCUUUGCCGCUGGGGUUAUGGUAGCAGUAACCAGACGUGGCAGACGGUGAAAAACAUGAGGAACUAUCUCAUCCCACAGGAUGCUCAGUGGAAUGAUAUUGACUACAUGGAAGGAUCUCGGGAUUUCACAGUUGACCCAGAGCAUUUUGGCACACUCCCCCAGCUAGUGAUGGACCUGCACAAGCAUGGGCAAUACUAUGUACUAAUUCUGGACCCUGCCAUCAGCAGCAGUCAGGCUACUGGCACUUAUGCUCCUUAUGAUGAAGGUUUGAAAAAAGGGAUCUUCAUUAACAACACCCAGGGACAGCCAUUGAUUGGACAGGUGUGGCCUGGCCUCACCGCAUUUCCUGACUUCUCCAACCCAGAGACACACCAGUGGUGGCUACAGAACCUGAAUGUAUUCCACGCAAGAGUUCCCUUUGAUGGACUCUGGAUUGACAUGAAUGAACCGUCUAACUUCAAGGACGGUUCAGUAGAUGGUUGUACCUCUGGAGAACUGGAUAACCCACCCUACACACCUGCGGUGGUGGAAGGAUCUUUAUUUGCCAAGACAAUCUGUGCCUCUGCAAAGCAAAGUCUCUCCUCCCACUAUAACCUUCAUAACCUGUAUGGGCUGAUGGAGGCUAAAGCCACUGCCAGUGCCUUGAUUGCUAUCCGUGGAAAGCGCCCAUUUAUCAUUUCCCGAUCCACCUUUCCCAGUCAAGGCCGCUACUCUGGGCACUGGCUGGGGGACAAUAGGAGUGAGUGGAAGGACAUGUACUGGUCAAUCCCAGGUCUGCUAAACUUCAAUCUCUUUGGGAUUCCCCUAGUUGGGGCCGAUAUCUGUGGGUUUUCAGGGUCUACAACUGAGGAACUGUGUACUCGGUGGAUGCAGCUCGGAGCCUUUUAUCCUUUUGCCCGAAACCACAACACCAAAGAUGUCAAGGCCCAGGAUCCAGUUGUAUUCAGCCCUCCAGCUCGAACGGCAAUGAAGGAAGCACUUAUGACCCGAUAUGCUCUGCUGCCCUACCUCUAUACCCUCUUUCACCAUGCCCACCGCAGGGGAGACACCGUGGCCAGGCCCCUCUUCUUUGAAUUCCCACAAGACAGAAACACCUAUGCCCUGGAUCAGCAGUUCUUAUGGGGGCGAAAUCUCUUGGUGACCCCUGUACUGGAGCCAAGUGCAGAUGCAGUGAUUGGCUACUUCCCCAGUGGGGUGUGGUAUGACUAUUAUACGGGCUCAUCUCUGCAAAGCCAAGGAGAAAAAGUGAAGUUGGCAGCUCCUCUUAACCAUAUAAAUGUACACAUUCGUGAAGGUGCUGUUCUCCCUACCCAGAAACCAGACACGACCAGUUGGAUGAGCGGUGGAAACCCCUUGCUUCUGGUGGCUGCUCUGUCCCAGGAGGGCAUGGCUGUGGGGGACCUCUUCUGGGAUGACGGGCAGAGCCUGGAUACCUUGGAGAGAGGCAACUAUUCCUAUGUGGUGUUUAAUGUCUCACAGAAUGUUUUCACAUCCUCGGUUCUUCACUAUAAUUUGGAAGCUAUUUACAUCACUGUGGAUGGACUGACAGUUUAUGGUGUGCAGAAACAGCCUCAGGUGGUCACUGCCAAUGGCCAAGAAAUCCCCUUCUCCUACCUGGAGAGCCAGGUUCUCAGCAUGAGUGGCCUUAAUUUGAACCUCAGCCGGUCCUUCUCCAUCAAAUGGAUUUGAAAUCCCAGAACUUGUGCCUAGGACUAGGGAAGACUGCCAGUCCUUGCUUACUACUACGUCCCUAAGUGCAAAUGUAUGUGUAGAUGUGUGUGUUUGUAUGUGUGUGUAACAAAAGAGCCUAACAUGGAGAUGAAAGACAUCUUCCAUGCAUCACAUUAUACAGCUGCUGGAAGGUCUCCCUGUCUGUAGCAGCUCAGGAAUAAUCCUCCCUUUCCAAACCAGACAGCAGACGCUGCAACUGUCCCAACAGCAGUUAAAGGCUUUAAAUUCCCCAAGACCCUUCCUCUCCUCAUGACCCAGAACUGUGAUUAUGUCAGAUCACACACUUGGGAUGGGUUCCCUAUAGGACCCCAGCCAGGGUUUUCCAUUUCAAAACUUGUCUGCACUUUACCCACAGGCAUAGAUCCCUCCCUGCAACCAGGUGGGGAGUGUAUGCUAUUCAUUUGACCUCAGAAAUGCUAUUCUUUCCUGAUGCUGAGAUUUGAUGGAAAGAUGGUCUUUCAUGGGGGGGAAAAUCUGAUUCUAGUGAUUUUUGACUAGGUUCCACAGACUAUUCCCCAGCAGUGCCUGUAUAUAUCCCCUACAGAAGAUGCCCCUUCCUCCUGGUGGGUGGGCUUGUCAUUGGUCUGGGGUGGGGUUUAUCAUUGUCAGACUGUGCAACCUUGGAAAGGUUGGGGAGCACAGAGAGAAGCAUGGGGUCAGGAAUUCUCACAUGGUCUGAAAUAUACUGUAAAUAUACUUGUGUGAUUCUUUUGAUUGUUCACUGUAAAAAAUUAAUAAAUAAAGCCCAUGAAGGGGUAUUCGUGGCUCAGGCA